Hyposmocoma kahamanoa is the source of this 1475-nucleotide messenger RNA. Its product is annotated as carboxypeptidase B-like. Bases 33 to 1421 code for a protein of 462 amino acids. The transcript is spliced from 6 exons. NCBI's taxonomy places the organism in Eukaryota, Metazoa, Arthropoda, Insecta, Lepidoptera, Cosmopterigidae. The record is from RefSeq and is a predicted model, not a curated record. Gene Ontology annotation, biological process: proteolysis. Gene Ontology annotation, molecular function: zinc ion binding; metallocarboxypeptidase activity.
UUCGAGCUCAUUGAACCGUUGACCAGUGAAAGAUGGCGAAGCUCCUGGUGUGCCUGCUGCUCCUUAUAGCUGCAGUAAGUGGCAAGCAUGAGAAAUAUGAAGGUCAUCAACUUUACCGCGUUAUUGGUCCUGCUCAAGAAUUUGUUGCCCUCGAAGCAGAACUUGAUAUCCUGACAAUUAAUCCUGCACGCAACUCGGCAUCACGUCAACUAGAGGCCUUGGUACGCUUAUCUCCAGAAGAAAAGCACAAAUGGUUCAAUUAUUUCGACCAAAAAAACAUGUCCUACACAAUGAUGCUUAAAGACCUUGCUGCACUUCUUCGUCAACAAGACGUUGCGAAUGCAUACGCAAAGGCAGCAGCUGGACGUGAUGACAGAAGUGAUGAAUACUAUAAUAUAAUUAACGAUGAUGAUAGUAUAAUUACUGAUGAUGGAGAUGGUAGUGGUGAUAACGGUAGUGGUGAAGAAGAUAGUGAAAGUGAGGAAGAUGAUGAUUUAACGAUGACUUGGGACGCCUACUACAACACUGAAGUGAUUAACAAUUUCAUUGAUGAAAUGGGACGUAACCAUUCCGAUAAAGUAGUCGUCGUCAACGCAGGGAUGAGUACUGAAGGUCGUCAGAUCAAAUAUGUCAGAAUAUCAACCACGCGAUUCGAAGACCUCCGCAAACCUGUGAUCAUUAUUGACUCUGCCACACACGCCAGAGAAUGGGUCACUCCUCCCGUAGCUUGUUACAUUAUUCAGCAACUAGUUGAGGGAGCUGAUAGUGUUCUUUUAGAUCAAAUUGACUGGAUCAUCAUUCCUUUAGUCAACCCGGAUGGUUAUGAAUACUCUAUAGAGGAGGAUCGAAUGUGGCGCAAGACUCGUUCCCGUAACCACAACGGCUCUGAUGAAUGCCCUGGCGUUGACGUCAAUCGCAAUUUCGACCAUUACUGGGGCACCACGGCAAGCGCCAGUAACCCCUGCGCCCUCACCUUUGAAGGACCUGUUCCUUUUUCUGAGCCAGAAACUCGAAUUGUCAGAGACGUAGUUUUUCAGAAUCUUGACAGAGCCAUAAUGUACCUCGCACUGCACAGCCAUGGCAACAUGUUCUUGUACGCUUGGGGCAAUAACGGUACCCUACCACCCAACGGCUUGAGUCUCCACCAUGCUGGUAUCGAAAUGGCUCAAGCCAUUGACGCCCUCGCUCUGGAAGGAGCCAGGAGAUACAUCGUCGGAAACGCCGCAAUGGUCCUGUAUUUCACCACUGGUACUUCUCGAGACUGGACUCGCGCGGUUGGCAUCCCUCUCACUUACACUGUGGAAUUGCCCGGCUACGAUUAUGGUUUCUUAGUACCGCCAUCCUAUAUUAAGCAGAUCAUCACUGAAACUUGGGCUGGCGUCGCAGCUGGAGGGCAUUAUGUUCUCUCACUGUUUAAUUAAGAAAAAUAAAUAAAUUCAUUUAUUUCUUUUAACACAUCCAUCUAUUUCACUUCU